Molecule: messenger RNA, 9819 nt
Organism: Bombus huntii
Lineage: Eukaryota; Metazoa; Arthropoda; Insecta; Hymenoptera; Apidae
Gene: tinc
Product: protein tincar
Exons: 14
Coding region: 928-5052 (1374 amino acids)
Source: RefSeq, a predicted model, not a curated record
GGCUGGUCAGAGCAAGCGUGGACGUGUACCGCGUCGGAUCCUUUCGAUUUUUCGCUCGAUUCUUUGCUCGUUUCUCCACUUACGACCGCGUUGCGAGUCACACGACUGCCAGACUCGGACCGAUAGCUUCCUAGUUACGCGAGUGCUUCGAACCCGAUCGGUUCUUCUUGCCGUUCUCGAAUCUUAAUCGCCGAAAUACGUACGUACUACGGGGAAUCGAGAAAACUUCCGGGAUUGGAAGGUGAAUCGAGCCGGAGUAUCGACGAUCGACACAGUGCGGACGAAUCACACGUGCAGUGACAUUGGUAUCGAAUUUUGAGCGAUCAAUCGAGAUUUCUCCGUCGUUCGUCCAUUCGGUUGGACGUAAGACGUACCGCGUGUCGAGUUUGGUAGGAUUCUAAGUUUCGCUCACGAAACAUCUGCGAUGAUCAUAAGAGUGAGAAUUCGAGUGACGCUAUAUAUUAGCGACACUGUCUUUCGUUCUAUACGUUUUUGGUACUCGCUUUUACUUGGACCCGAACGCAUUGCGGCUAUUUUGAACGAGUAGACCAAUAGCACCGGUAAGAAUGUAAAGAUUGGUCGGACAGAAGAACCGCGAGUGUCAGUAGUUUACAGUGUCCGGUGAAUUUGACUUUUCGAAAGGCAUCUACGCUCGCUGGAAGUCGCCAACGUCGAACCAGGAUUGGAGCAGAAAGAUCCGCAUAGCGUUCAAAGCGCAACUCGUCGCUUAACUCGUCGCUUGACUCGACGAGCAGCACGACGGCGACGACGACGGUGACGGCGACAGCGACGACGGCGGUUCUUCUCCUCCGUUCGGCGGCGCUGUCACCUCCGAAAAUGCCACAGCUCCGCAUCGAUUGUUCCAAACUAACUCCUUCGAAUCAUUAAGACGCCUACACUAGAAACAUAGCAGAAUACUCGAACAAGAUGUCAAUGACGGGAAGCUUAAUGGGUUACGAAAAUAAUAACGAGGUAAAUCAAGCAAAGUGCAAAAAGCCAUUAAAACCGCUCCCGAUAGUGUCCAGCGUAAACUCCAGCGGUAUCACGACUACCAACAAAGCGAAAAAGCCACGAAGGUCUACUAGACGAAACUCUUGUAUACGAGGUCACGUGAAUAGUUUGUGGUCCGUCUGGUACGGCGUUUUGGCGGUCGCUUUUCAAGCUUACAUCGGCUUGAGAUACGCAAAAAGGUUUGCCGCAUAUUUAUCGUUACCUUGGCCGGCGGACGCUCCACCGCCGAAGGUGGAGUUAUACGCGUGUCUGGUGCUAGCCGGAGCCGGGGUUGUCCUACUGCCGGUUCUGCUUGGCGCGGCCUUCCUGAAGCUAGGCAACCUGGCGAACGAUGGAGUGAAGCUCGGUCGUCAUUUGAGCGCCUGUUCACGCGACCCGCCUUCAUCCUUGCUUACCAACAAUCCUGACCACAGUUUGGCGAAUAAUUUAUGGCGACACGGAGGUCCCACGGCUGCUUUCGUACACCUUUGCACAGCCAUGUGCUUCCUGCUGCCCUCGCUGCUCAUGGAGGCUAGAUUGAUACACGCUGGAUUUCUGCCAAAAGAAACAAUAUGGCGUACGGACCUCGAUUGGCUAGUGACUCACCGGGAUCGUCUGGUUGUAUCCAGUUUCAUGAAUCCAAACGUGAAUCUCAGCAUCCUAACGGGCUUCAUAACUCCUCAGCCUUUCGUCACCUUAGCACCGGACGAAGAAUCCGACAAUAUAGCCAACGACAUCGUCACGACGAAAUUGGAAUUGACCGACGUUAUUAAUAAAUCAACAGCAAUGGAAUUUCGACCACGCGACCGCACGAACGAACAUCUUGGUCAGUUUCGUACACCAGCGAGUACCAAUUUACCCGUACCCAAUGCAAGAGUUUCAAGCGUUAGCACUACUUUGCCUACCAACAAGAUUACGAUGCCCAUGACGCAAAAAAUUAUUAACGACACGACGAAAACACCGUCCAUAGUCAACGGGGCAUCGAAAUUAAAUUCCACGAGACUGACAUCCGCAGCUUCUCCGAUUACAACAACAGCAACGACCAGUACAAAUAUGGCUGCAACAACUACGGCAACGAUAACAACGACAACGACGGCGACGACAACAACGAGAGGCGUUAAAGCGCCUGCAAGCUCAGACGAGGUGGCAGCGGUUACAGCUGCGACUACGACCGCAACCGCAGUUCCAACCGCUGCUACAGCCGUAACGACAACGUUACCGUCGACGUCAUCUUCAACGUCUAGCUCGAUGAAGUAUGGCAAUACCGUUAGGAGACCUACCGCUGCGAAGUCGAUUAUUAGAAGCAAUAAUUCGAGGAGUAAAUUGAAAACGAAGAACACGGGGAAAUCAUCGACGACUGUUCGGCCCGGUAAGAACGUUGGGAAUAUGACAGCGCAGAGUAUGUCGUUGACGAUGAAUAGUUUGGCUGAUUUGGAUCAUCCGGAGAAGUUGAAUCCGGCUGAAUCAUACGGACCUAUUACUCUCGAGUACUUGAAUUACGCCAUCGCUCUCGGAGUGUAUUCUGUGAGAUACCCAGCGGUGUUCUGGUCGUGCAAUAAACCGUUGGCCACGAUUUUUAGCUUCCAGUUGAUCGUCAAUUCCGCCCAGAGUUUAUUAGCCUAUAUUGGAAUGUCCGUACUUUACAAGGUUCAAGUGAUGGGACCCUUGAAGGUGCUACCAGUUCUUCGACAACAGUAUCGCACGAUAUCGACUACUAGCAGCAUAUCGACAAUCUUCGGGGACUCUUACUUCUUACUAAAUCCACACGUUACCCUCGUCUUGUUUGCUCUUUCCUCCCUCCUGGUGCUCUGUUCUAGCAUGGUGAUGUAUUUCUACGCUUACGGCAGGUUUACGGCGUUUUUGAGCCAAGAACGAGAGCGUCGAAUAAUCUUGUCAAAGGAGAAUAGAAAUGGCAAUGGUUGGAUGUAUUUCAUUCACUGCACCGCUCUGUGCGUAUUCCUGUCGAUCGCGAUCUGCAGCGCACCGUUGCUCUACGACUACAGCGUCGUAUAUCGUGGCAGUCUGGAUGGUGCGAUAUUAGCCUGUGUCGUCACUACCGUUCUGCACUUGUUCCUCUGGUUACUCUUAUGGAUCUUUCUCACGAUAAAACAACGCUGGACAUUCAAAUUGCGAGUGACGAUCGGUCGUGCUACCGUUAGGUCAGCCAGAUCGGUGAAACUCGUAACUGACGUGGAUCUGUUGUCAGCUAGAGACGACGAGGACGGAACUAACGCGCCGUUACUGGUCGUUGGGAAUGGUAGAACUUACACGAUUGCCGACGCGUCGCCGAAGAAAGCUAUCAUGAGCGUGAUACAAAAGGCGGCUAUUGAAAGGAAAGCACGCAGUCAAGGAAACGUCGAUUCCGUAAACGGCGACUCAGCAGCCGACGACGAACAGAUUUAUUGGCUAAGACCAAAAUUACGUCCAUCGCCGACUAGAUCGCCGAACGACGGAAACAUAGCGCCAACGACGGAAAAGGGCUGGCUGAACAAGAAAUUGAAACCCAAGGUCACCUUUAACGACCUGCCUAGUACGUCAGGCUCGCGCAAUAAAGGAAAAGUCAGACGAGGCACCGGUGACGGAGGCCCUGAAGAUGAUGGAGAUUAUGCCACGUUACGAGAAUUACCGCUGAUCACGUCUCUAGACCCAGCGGACGAUUCAACGUCCGAAGAGAACAAGCUGCUCGAGUGCGUGAACGACGACCAAGUGACAUACUACGCGAGCGCAAAUCGCGAUCUACAACCUUCGGAAGGCGACCCCUCGCCCCUAUUGACUCCAGACCCUUUGCCCGAUCCCACUUCGGAACCACUUCCACUGCCACCUCCGACUCCGACUCCGACUCCAACUUGUGCACCGACUACCGAAGUUGUCACGGCGUUACUAACCACUAACACCCAGGCAAACGGUGGUCAAACGCCGCGAUGUCUGCGUCGAGGGGAUUCGGGAAUGCCACACGAAGAGUUAACACCUCGCUCGGAUUCUUCAAAUUCUCCGCCAUUGGACGCCGUGGUGGGUGGUAGCAGCGGAGCUGGUUCGGUGACGGGUCACAGCAACGCGAGCAGCCACAGCGAAACGUCCUCGAGUGGCGUGCACAGUAACGCGAGCAACGCGAGUAACAGUAGUUGUCAGAGACGAGCGACGAGCGUGGACGACGUGAGCGGCAACUGCGAUCAACGAGACGGCGAGGAAUCACGCGAUCAGUGGCGCAGCUGUUCCCUCCAGCGAGGGAUUCAGCCUCCAUCGGCAACGGCCACCUUCUCACCGCCGAACAGUCGUCCAGGCACUAGUCAAUCCUUCUCAUCGCCGCAAUACGCGAAUCACGUGCCACUGUUCGCCAAUAUCAACGCAAAUUCAACAGCGAACGCGAGUAUAAACGCGAGUGCGAACACGGGCGUCAACACGAACGUUAACGUGAACGACGUCAACGUGGUUGGACAAGGAUGUCCAGCUGUGAUUCUCGAGAAUCCGAACGAGGCGACCGUGGUGAUCCGGCGGAAACUCUCGAGGACGAAGCUGACGGAACCGCUGAACCCUAACGAGGAACCUUUCGGUCGUUCCACGAACAUGAGGAUGACGUCGUUCACGGAGAGCAACGAUAUCCGCGUGCACGCAACGUCGGCCACUCUGCCGCAUUAUCCGACCCAGCCGGCGGUCACUUAUCCGCAUUGCUCCACCAUGCCUCUGCCACACGCCUCUCAUAGCAUGGCUGGAUCUCAUAUGGGUGGAUCUAGCGGAAGCUGCGGAUCGGUGCCGAGGCACGCUUUCGUCCCUCCGCAAGUACACUCGUCGGUACCAGCCCAUACUACUCUACCGUCCCAUCACAACGGCGUCAGACUUCUUCACGGCAUCACGCCCACACCGAACAACCCUUUCGUCAAGAGGUUCCCUCCUGUGCAGCUACACACGCAACCCUGGGCACUGCCAGGCCACCACACUUUCCCCCAAGCUUCGCAGGUUAAUGGAAAAUUGACCACUACCGCGCAGAUCAGGCAGAGCGAUCGCGACUCGGCUAAUUUCUCGAUGGCCAGCAGCGGAGACUCGGAUACGUGUUUGCCUCAUUAGACGUUGAUCGCGUCUGCUAGAUUCCAACCUCUUCGCUCUCGCUCCGCGCCGAGCAAACCCGAUACGUUCUCACGAUGCCGUUCCCGUCGUCGUUCUCGACGAUCACGUUCCUAGGUCGCCUCGACGAAACGUUUCCCAUCGAGACAUUCGCGAGAUCGUUCUCGGAAAAGAAUCGUCGUUCUUCGCGAACGUACUUCGAUGGGAACCUUCUUUCAAACGUGUUUUGUCAUCGAGGUUCGUGGAGGAUUACCAUCGUGGAUUUUUACCCUAUCACCGAUAUCAAAAGUAACGUUAUUACAUAUCAUACCGGUCGAUUACUCGCAACAUCCGACACUUACGGUUACAUUGUGUUAUUUUUCGAUACAGAUGUCGUAUGUCGAGAUAAUAUUCUGCCCCGUUCUUCCAUAUCAAUUAUCUCUCCAUAUGCACGUACCAGUAAGAAAUCAUACACUUGUAGAUACACUUUUAUGGUCUGCCCGUUUUUUCAGCCGGUACAACGACUCGUUCGAAUAUGAACGAACGACUCGCGAUACAAACAUAUCUUGCCAGCUGCUCACGAAUCACCGCUCGUCAAUCGCUCGUCAAUCGCUCGUCAAUCGCUCGUCAAUCACGAACCAUUAUAAUCGCACGUGAGACUAUUUCGAUCGCCAGACUGGAAGGAGUGAAAUUUUUUUACAUUUUUUACUUUUCCAUAUAGCUUGGCGUGGUCAUACACCAUUUCAUCGCUUUAUUGCAACAAAUAGCCGACAAAGACACUCGUGAAAAUAAUUUACGACUGCUUAAAAUAACUUAUAUAUAUAUAUAUAUACUUAUUAUUACAAAAAAAAAAAAAUGUUCUUUUAUCAUUAUUCUGAAAGCUGAACGCGAAACUUGCAUUUCAAACGGAUAUUCUUCGCACGAGUUGUUUACCCUCGUGAUAUUCGAGACGGCACAAUUUCGAUCCCACGCGACGUAAUAACGAUACAUCUCGACUAAUACGAUCAGCGAGUGAGCCCAUCAGAGAGGACGUUGAGAAGCGUACGAUUACUGCCAUUGUAAUAAACAUAAUCGCAAGACUUUCUAAGAUCUUCGUUAUAUCGAAUAUAUAAAUUGAUUUCAUCGACUGCCAUGUUAAUUCGUCCUGUUUAACGCUUGCGCUACGGCAAUUCUUUUCUAUUUCCGCGAUUUUAAAAUGGCGAAAAACGCGGCGAGACCAUAGGAAAUGAUCUCGCGUGGAGACGCGCCCAAUUUCAUAAUUAAGUAAAGACUUAAGGACCCAGAUGCACGACGCACGAGUGAACGAUAUAUAUAUAUAUAUAAUCCAGAUAGUCGAACGAAUUCGAGUUCGAGCAUCUAUCGCUAAUCCAAGUACUUAUGAUAUCGAUUAACCAAAACUGCAAGUACGGGUUUCCUAACUUUCGACGAAGAAAAAAAGAAAGAAAAGAAAAAAGAACCGACGCUUUUUCGAAACAACAUAGAAAACGAUCGAGAUAAUAAUGUGUGUAACGUAUAUUAAUCAGUGCUUAUCUAUUACGAUACUACGAAUACUCUACGAUACAGGAAACUUACAUAUACCAGACGCGUGUAAGCGAUAAUACGUUGCAAGCGAAGCUAUUGGGAAAUUGUUGUUGACGCAAAUUCGGCAAAACGAACGGUAUUUUUCGAUUUAGGAUCGAUCUUUGCAAUCUCCGAUCAAAUACACCGAUAGUAAUAAACUAGUGGCAAGAGAGAGGUGUGGUACUGAGAGCGUGCCUUGCUUGUUCGACGAAGCAUACGUAUAAUAGGACGCGCAAGCUUUCUUCUUUCUUUCCACUCGCUCGUUCGAGAAGAUUUCCUUUGACGUAAACGCGCAGCGUAGUCGGACGAGUUGCGUAAAAUUUAGCUUUCCCAGGUAAAUACGCUCUAGAAGAAAGAUUGUUAUUUUGAAAUAUCUUCCGAUCGUUUUCGACGAUAUCGAGUCGGAAGAGGCGAGAAGAGUACGCAGAACCGGUAUAUACGGUAUUGUCGAUAAAUAUCCGAACCACGGUGAAUAUCUUUCGUCCGAAUUGUAACACGCGUUCGUUCUGCGUAUGUUUCACGCACUUAUCGCGAAAGCGUAAAAUCCGAUUCCUAAGAAUCUCACACGAGUCUCUCAGAAGCUGAAUCGAUGAACAACGACUUUCGAUAGAACGAAUUAUCUACCUUCGUAACUUCAUUUUUCACGAUAAGCUUUAGGAUAAUAAACUGGAAGAGAUAACGUUUAUACCGGCAGUUCGCAUUUGAAGUUUACAUACUUUACGGUUUACGAGACUCGUCGGAUAUGGCUUUCGAAGGGCUCGAAUAUUCACGAGGACGAUUAAGAAUACCGAUUUCGCCUGGUAUCGCAUGUCGUAUCGACAUUAAGCUUUCUUCAAACCUCGUACAUACCGUUGCGUAUUCACACCUUUCUCGACUCGUUAUUCGCAAACGUUAGUGUUAAUAUUUAGUUUACGUUCUGACGUGCGAACAGAGCCAGCCGCUUUCGUCGAGCUUUCACUUUCGUGGAUCGAAACGAGGGAACAAAGUUGCGAAAGACGGCUCUAAUGGGCGACGCGUGAACUACUUUUUUAUCAUAUCACGGACGUUAACGAAUCACGGAGCGUACGAACAUACUCGAAUAAUUUUUCUAUCACGGAACAAAAUCAACGGAAGGGAAUACCAUCUAAUAGAUAUUUUCUUACUCUUUCCACGAACGAGUUACGACUUCCGUACGUAGAGAGUAGAAACGGGAAUGUAACGUAUAGCCGAGUAGAAAAAGCCAGUAGUAGUCAGCCAGAUCACCGUCGAUGAGGUUAUUCGAAUUAAUUACGCGUGCGUGCGAGUUUUUUGCGAUGUUCGACGUACGUCUGGCCAGAAGGGAUACAGCGAAGUCAUAAAUUACAUUACGCGAGAACCUCUUCGAUUUCGCAGCCUUCGUUCGCGAUAAUUUAUCAGCUAACGAUAUUAGCGAUCUCGCAAGCUGCAAAUCGUAGAUCGUACGUAGAUAACAUCCCUUUCACGAUUUUACGUGAAACAGAAUAAUUGGAUAACAGGAUUUGCGAUUUUUAAAAUACGCUUGUAGAAUUUUACGUUUACUCGAAUCUCAAACUCUCGAUUGAUUUUACGCUACGGCUUCGUUAUAUCUUUUUUGUCAAACGUUACUUUGCAAAUGUGUAGCACGUAUCUAUUCGAGCCUCGAAAUCCUUGGUUAUCUGGACGGACGUUAGACAGAAAAUUCCUCUAAUUUUUAUACCUCGAUAGGAUCGAAUAGAUGAACGGUUUUUGCGAGUAAAUUAGAAGAUAUCAGUCUAUUCUUCUAGGAUCAACGAAACGUCGAAAUGGUUGCAGUCAAAGCUUUAUGGUACCGACAGAAACGCAGACUCUUGAAAAAGCAAUCCUAAAUAAUCCGCGGAUGGUUGGUUUCUAUGCGAUAAAUUUUCAUUUUCUAAAGCAUACGAUCGAUCGGAAUGCAAACGACGGCUAAAGAGCAGCACGAUUCUUCGACAUCGCGAUCGAUUUGUAAAACGAUAAAGCUUUCACUGUACUUGUAUAUUUUUUCAAACGACUUUCAAUGCGCAUAGGUUACACGCAUUCUCUUGAACGCCAAUUACGGUAUCGACUUUUAUACGAGACUUGCUUUCGUCUUCGUUCGAAGCUAAAGAUCCUCAACAACGCGAUUUAGAGAUAAAAGAAGAAGAGAACACGACGACGGAGAAUCGAGGUCGAAGCGAACGAGCAUGUUUUUAUCAUCAUCGACAUACGGAGGUAAAUCCCUGAGAUCUUUUCGUAAAAAGAAGGAAAAAUACAAAAAAAAAAAAAAAAAAAAAUAGAGAAAAAAAAGAAAUAAACGCUUUGUUACACCGAUCGUACAUAUCACAGUGAAAGGACCACGCGUUGGUAACGACGAGACGUGUAAAAUCUUUCGAUUCGCUACGCAUUUCUGGAUCGCUAUCGAUCAACGAUCAGAAGAAGGAAAUUUCAACUUCUGUAACGUCUUUUCUUCUCGACUUUUUAAUAUCGGGCCGAUCCGUUCUUCGAAAACGAUCGAGUUCGUGUUCGCAUCGUAUUAAUCGAAAUAAAAAUACAUCAUGCUAAGAACGACGACGGACUCGCGUUGUCACGAUCGAGAAUUACCGUUGUCAUUGUCAUCGUUGUCGUCAUUAUCGUUUCCAUCGUUGUUAUCAGCAGCAGCAAGAAUAUCGAGAGCAAAGAGCAGCCGAACGUACCUUGGAGAAUGGCGAAAAGGCUCCGAUCUGAUACGGACGCUGCUGUUUGCAGAAAUAUUUUUUUACCGUUUAGCGUCAGUCAGCCACCUCAUCUAUUCGUUUUAGAUCCGGCUAGACCUCUCGAACGCGGAUACCUGCACGAAACGGAUCGAUUCCGCGUUCCACGUGCUACCUACACCCCAAAAGAACGUUAAAGACGAAAAGGAAAAGAAAGAAACGUAGUUUCGGCGCAAUUUCCGAGCUUUCCCGCGAGAAUUGUAUCCGAAGCGCGCGUAACGGCACAACGCAUAGAGAGUAGCAAACGAGAAGGGAAAAGGAAGAAGAGGGAAAAAAGAAAAGAGAGAAAACUAGAGACAGGGGAAGAAAAAGGUUGCGUAUUUGUUGCGCGUACGAAUUUCCGUGCCUAUGUCUGUGCGCGCACGUUCAAUUCGUUCGCCCUCGAACUAAUUCCUUUCGAAGCUGUAAAUAACUAAGGAUCGAGUCAAACUUGCGGGUGAAACGAGAGAAAGGCGCGAGAAUGAACGACGAAGGGGAAGAAUUAAUGCAACAAAAAGAAAAAAAAGGG